AUGCGACUCCCCCUCCAACACCAAUUUGUGCUAAUAUUGGCUGCUCUUCCGGGCACCAAGCGCAGAGCUAGUGUUCCCUACCCAUCAGCCGUAUCGUGCGACAACGUGAAAUGCGGUGCGCUGCAAAAGUGUGAGGUGAAGACGCUCGACUGCUUCACCCCGCCGUGCCCCAAUGAGCCAACUUGCGUUCCCAGCAUCAGCGGUUCAGACAUUUUAGGCUGGAUCCCGGCCAACAUCGAUUCCCUUUGUCGCACGGCUUCUCCUCCUGUUUUUGCCGCUGGGAUGGGUCGUGGUGGUGGUGGCGAGCAGGCAGAUCCGGAGACGAAUUUCGUCUACGCCAAGCCCCCCGUCAAGAACAUGAUUUUGAAGGCCUCGCUCCUCAUCGUCGUGUUGGCGAACAUCACGCUCUUUUUCGCAGUCUACGAGAUGUCGUUAACAGUGCCGUUCGGAUCGGGCAGCUAUAUGGGCUUCGGGAUCGUAAUGCUUACCGUCAGUCUAUGCGCCAUGUUUGCCGUGCUCUCCGACAAAUGGCGCUUCCUCUGCCCCCUAUUUUUCAUGCUGUUCCCCUGCGCCUUCGUGCCGGUUCUAUACUUUAUUUAUUACGUCUCGGUUCCCUUAUUCUGUCGGCUGCAACACAUGUGGGCUGGGGAUACCUCGACAGAUAUUUUCAAGCAUGAGGCCAAGCUCCAGACCUGUAUCGCUGGGUUCCCGGGCACCGAUUUCCCGCAAGCAACGUUCUUCCUUUACUUCGGAAUCGAGAAGCUGCUCGAGCUGUACCUGGUUGCGAAACUGUUGCGUGUGAUGCAAAGGGACGAGCAGGAGGUGGAAAGAUCGAUCGAGGAAGGGAAGGGGAGACGUUGUGAUUAUGACAGCGACGAGGAUAUGAUCGUCUAUGAGAGGCUCCCCCAAAAAUCCAAGAAGCUGCCCCCGAAAGUGAUCGAUCGAUGUGCAAAA
This is a messenger RNA of Mesorhabditis spiculigera, 954 nucleotides long. The record is from the annotation of a GenBank genome assembly. Lineage: Eukaryota; Metazoa; Nematoda; Chromadorea; Rhabditida; Rhabditidae.